AUGGACCUUUAUGUGAUCGACUCCUCUGGCCACAGCCGCUGCCACAGCCGCUGCCACAGCCACAGCCACAGCCGCUGCCACAGCCACAGCCACAGCCGCUGCCACAGCCACAGCCACAGCCGCUGCCACAGCCGCUGCCACAGCCGCUGCCACAGCCGCUGCCACAGCCGCUGUCUCAGAGGAGGAGGAUCUGUUCUACUGGUUUGGACUAACUCACCCCUGACUCUCGGGGCUCUCCGUACGACGACCCACACAGAUCUGCGUCACUUUGUGGGAAUCAAAUCCAAUUCGUCAUCUUUAAAAGUGUGUAAAGAAUCCACAGACAUCGCUGAGAAGGAGUUUCCCAUCAGCUGCGAGUCGAGCUACUCUCACUGUGGCUCUCAGUCUGAGCUCCUGACAGCCUCCACAGCCUCCCUGCACUCUGCAGACCUGUCCACAGCCUCCCUGCAGACCUGUCCACAGUCUCCCUGCAGACCUGUCCACAGUCUCCCUGCAGACCUGUCCACAGCCUCCCUGCAGACCUGUCCACAGUCUCCCUGCAGACCUGUCCACAGCCUCCCUGCAGACCUGUCCACAGUCUCCCUGCAGACCUGUCCACAGCCUCCCUGCAGACCUGUCCACAGUCUCCCUGCAGACCUGUCCACAGUCUCCCUGCAGACCUGUCCACAGUCUCCCUGCAGACCUGUCCACAGCCUCCCUGCAGACCUGUCCACAGCCUCCCUGCAGACCUGUCCACAGCCUCCCUGCAGACCUGUCCACAGCCUCCCUGCAGACCUGUCCACAGCCUCCCUGCAGACCUGUCCACAGUCUCCCUGCAGACCUGUCCACAGUCUCCCUGCAGACCUGUCCACAGCCUCCCUGCAGACCUGUCCACAGUCUCCCUGCAGACCUGUCCACAGCCUCCCUGCAGACCUGUCCACAGCCUCCCUGCAGACCUGUCCACAGCCUCCCUGCAGACCUGUCCACAGCCUCCCUGCAGACCUGUCCACAGUCUCCCUGCAGACCUGUCCACAGUCUCCCUGCAGACCUGUCCACAGUCUCCCUGCAGACCUGUCCACAGUCUCCCUGCAGACCUGUCCACAGUCUCCCUGCAGACCUGUCCACAGCCUCCCUGCAGACCUGUCCACAGCCUCCCUGCAGACCUGUCCACAGUCUCCCUGCAGACCUGUCCACAGUCUCCCUGCAGACCUGUCCACAGUCUCCCUGCAGACCUGUCCACAGUCUCCCUGCAGACCUGUCCACAGUCUCCCUGCAGACCUGUCCACAGCCUCCCUGCAGACCUGUCCACAGUCUCCCUGCAGACCUGUCCACAGCCUCCCUGCAGACCUGUCCACAGCCUCCCUGCAGACCUGUCCACAGCCUCCCUGCAGACCUGUCCACAGCCUCCCUGCAGACCUGUCCACAGCCUCCCUGCAGACCUGUCCACAGUCUCCCUGCAGACCUGUCCACAGUCUCCCUGCAGACCUGUCCACAGUCUCCCUGCAGACCUGUCCACAGUCUCCCUGCAGACCUGUCCACAGUCUCCCUGCAGACCUGUCCACAGUCUCCCUGCAGACCUGUGCACAGUAA
Knipowitschia caucasica is the source of this 1569-nucleotide messenger RNA. The record is from the annotation of a GenBank genome assembly. NCBI's taxonomy places the organism in Eukaryota, Metazoa, Chordata, Actinopteri, Gobiiformes, Gobiidae.